Molecule: messenger RNA, 1300 nt
Organism: Andrographis paniculata
Lineage: Eukaryota; Viridiplantae; Streptophyta; Magnoliopsida; Lamiales; Acanthaceae
Product: probable protein phosphatase 2C 63
Exons: 4
Coding region: 1-1158 (385 amino acids)
Biological process (GO): protein dephosphorylation
Molecular function (GO): protein serine/threonine phosphatase activity; cation binding
Source: RefSeq, a predicted model, not a curated record
AUGCUGCCACCGUGCUGUUACCGGUGCUUCGGGCGGCGGAGCGGCGACGAAUUGCUCUGGCACGAGGAUUUGAAGCCUCACGCCUGCGGCGAAUAUUCAAUUUCCGUGGUGCAGGCGAAUUCCGUGGUGGAGGACCAGAGCAAGGUGCUUGCGUCGCCGUCUGCAACUUACGUCGGCGUCUACGACGGCCAUGGCGGACCUGAGGCCGCUCGCUUCGUCAAUCAACAUCUGUUUCCUUAUAUCCUAAAAUUUUCUACAGAGGAAGGGGAGCUAUCCGCCGAAGUAAUAAACAAGGCUUUCAAGGCAACAGAAGAGGACUUCACACAUUUAGUGAAGAAAUCAUUGCCUGUGAAGCCACAGAUUGCUUCAGUAGGUUCAUGCUGCCUCUUCGGCGCAAUUUCGAACGGCGUAUUGCACGUGGCAAACUUGGGUGAUUCACGAGCCGUUCUCGGCAGGCGAGGGAUUGCCGGAGCAAAAAAAGUGGUGGCGGAGAGGCUGUCCACCGAUCACAAUGUUUCCAUCGAAAAAGUGAGGAAAGAAGUCGAGGCACUUCACCCUGACGAUUCACCUGUCGUCGUUUACUGCCAAGGAGUGUGGAGAAUCAAAGGAAUUAUCCAGGUGUCUAGAUCAAUCGGCGAUAUCUAUUUGAAGAGACCCGACUUCCAAAGAGACCCGAUUUUCCAACAUCAUGUGAACUUUAUUCCCAUGAAGCGACCAUUGCUAACAGCCGAACCUUCCAUUAUAACCCGACAGCUGCAACCUCAAGAUUUAUUUAUAAUCUUUGCAACAGAUGGUCUCUGGGAACAACUCAGUGAUGAGGAAGCAGUUCAGAUGGUAUCAAAGAACCCGAGAGCUGGAAUAGCCAAAAGGUUAGUAACAGCUGCGCUUCAGAAGGCUGCAAAGAAGAGAGAAAUGAGAUACAAAGAUAUCAAGAAAAUAGAGAGGGGAGUCAGACGCCACUUCCACGACGACAUCACUGUCGUCGUGAUUUAUCUCGACGACAACCGAAGCUCUUCUAAGAGUACACAUAAACCAGGCACAGUCAGCAGCAUCACUGCCCCUACCGAUAUCUAUUCUCACAAUUCAGAUGAAGGUUUGGAUUAUUCAGAAGAUCCAAUUUUUCCGAAUGCGAAAUUCCACCAAGAAUGGUGUACAUAAAUAGCAAUGGAAAAUAGAAUUCCUUCAUUGUUGAAAAACAAACAUAAGUGCUUUUUUGUAAACAGUUGUGCAGUGGAUAAAGUAUAUAAGUGAAUUGGUGGGGAGAAUUUGAAGAACAAACACAGAAUAAGCAUUUCUUCAA